Molecule: messenger RNA, 996 nt
Organism: Tribolium madens (black flour beetle)
Lineage: Eukaryota; Metazoa; Arthropoda; Insecta; Coleoptera; Tenebrionidae
Exons: 2
Coding region: 1-996 (331 amino acids)
Biological process (GO): sensory perception of taste
Cellular component (GO): membrane
Source: RefSeq, a predicted model, not a curated record
AUGUGUUUGCUCCCCAACACUCCAACACACUUGAAAUUCAUUUACAAAAUUAUUGGAUUGGUUCAAUUUUCAGACAAAACACAAGAAACGUUAUUUUCAAAAAUUUGUAACCAUUUUUGGUGUGUCCCUUUUUGCAGUUAUUUUAUUUAUUUGUGUGUGUGUUGCGAGCCUUAUGAUCAUAGUGAUUUGAGCUUAUUUGUAUAUUUAUCUAGUGUUUCUUAUUUAGCCAAUAUUUUCUGCAUUUCGAUUUUAAUCACAACUUUUGGUUUUAAAGCAAAUGAAUUAAAAUGUCUUUUAUUAGAAAUCAAUGCAAUUGAUUUUAGGGAAAAAUCGAUAAAAAAGUUUGAUUGGCAUCAAUUGUUACUUACUGGACUUUAUUUAGCACAUUUUGCAUUUAUUCCGUAUUUAAAAGAAUCGGUUCCGAUUGUAGUUUUUUUCUACAUUCUUCCUAUCACAAUUAAUUGUUUUGACAAUUUGUUUAAAAGAGAUGUAUUAAACCUGCUUGUGGAUAAAUUUAAAUUUCUGAAUAAGGAAUUUGAACGGCAAUCCGAUUUAGCUGAUUUACAAAAAUCGUUUCCCUUGACUAAAACCAAAAAAAUUAAGUUUUUGGAAAAUGAAGAAAUUGAUUGGAAUCUCAGAUACAUUGAAGAACUCUCUCAAUAUCAUUACCAAUUGGUCCACUUGUCACUCGACAUAUGUAAAAAUUUCGAAAUUGGACUUGUGAUUACUUUAACGUUGUGGUUUGAAAAAAUUAUAGAAAGCACAUAUUUUUCUAUAUUUACUGUAGUAAACGACGAUUCUAGUCAUCAUUUGCUUACUCAUGUUCUUGAUGCUAUUCAUGCAAUUUUUGAAUUCUAUUGGCUUUUUACAUCAAUCGAGAAUUUUACUCGAGUACAAACUGAAGCCAACAAAACACCGAUUUUUGUACACGACGUUUGGAACAAAUAUGUUAAGAGGAACUUUGUCGAAAAAACCGGAGCUUCUGCCAUACGGUAA